AUGACGUCGUUUUGUGGCGCGGCGAGCUUCCAGAUUCCGGUGAUCAGCGGCGGCGUACACCGCAACGGCACUUUAUUGAGCACCGGAAGAGAGUUUUUGUCAGUUACCGGCGGCAUAUCCUUCUGCAAUACAUUGAAGCGGUCUUUGUCGUUCACAUGCUUGAGCGUUUCUUCUGAUGCUAGAAUUGGAGUUAAAGAAGCUGUUGAAACGGAAAAAGCACCUGCAGCAUUGGGACCAUAUUCCCAAGCAAACAAAGUCAAUAACCUUCUUUUUGUAUCCGGUGUUCUUGGCCUUAUUCCUGAGACAGGGAAGUUCGUCUCUGAUAAUGUUGAUGAUCAAACUGAACAGCUUCUCAAAAACAUGGGGGAAAUCCUUAAAGCAGGUGGUGCAGGCUACUCAUCAGUUGUUAAAACCACGAUUCUGUUAGCUGACUUGAAGGACUUUAAGACAGUCAACGAGAUUUAUGCGAAAUAUUUCCCUGCACCUUUUCCAGCUCGUGCGACUUAUCAAGUUGCUGCAUUGCCAUUGGACGCCAAGAUUGAAAUCGAGUGCAUUGCGGCACUUUAA
This is a messenger RNA of Lathyrus sativus (Indian pea), 567 nucleotides long. NCBI's taxonomy places the organism in Eukaryota, Viridiplantae, Streptophyta, Magnoliopsida, Fabales, Fabaceae. The record is from the annotation of a GenBank genome assembly.